Messenger RNA from Xiphias gladius (swordfish), 1735 nucleotides. RefSeq names its product aldo-keto reductase family 1, member B1 (aldose reductase), tandem duplicate 1 (gene akr1b1.1). Lineage: Eukaryota; Metazoa; Chordata; Actinopteri; Istiophoriformes; Xiphiidae. The record is from RefSeq and is a predicted model, not a curated record. The coding region runs from base 70 to 1020 and encodes 316 amino acids. The transcript has 10 exons. Gene Ontology annotation, cellular component: cytosol. Gene Ontology annotation, molecular function: aldose reductase (NADPH) activity.
CUGCAUGCACGAACGGCUGCUUGUCAAUUGAUCGUGCAUGGCUGAGAACUGCAACAAAAGAUCUUCAACAUGAUACCUGGAGUUACACUCAACAAUGGAGCAAAGAUGCCUAUUGUGGGUCUGGGAACAUGGAGGGCGGACCCGGGAAAGGUCACUGAGGCUGUGAAAGUGGCUGUAAGUUCUGGUUACAGGCACAUCGAUGGUGCUUAUCUGUAUCAGAAUGAAGAAGAAGUUGGGGCUGGGAUUCAUGCCAUGAUUGAUCAAGGAGUGGUCAAGAGGGAAGAUCUAUUCAUCGUCAGUAAGCUAUGGUGCACCUUCCACCUUCCAUCUCUAGUGAGGGGAGCAUGUGAGAAGACUCUCAGUGACCUGAAACUGGACUACCUGGACCUCUACCUCAUGCACUUCCCUAUGGGAACAAAGCCAGGUGAUGACCUUUUUCCUUUAGAUGAGCACAAUCAGGUCAUUUCUGAUGACAGCAACUUCUUGGACACUUGGGAGGCUAUGGAAAAGCUGGUGGAUGCUGGGUUGGUCAAGGCUAUCGGCAUCUCCAACUUUAACAAAGACCAGAUUGAAGCCAUACUCAACAAGCCAGGCCUCAAGUACAAGCCUGCCAACAACCAGAUUGAGUGCCACCCCUACCUGAACCAGGAGAAGUUGAUCAACUACUGCCACUCAAAGGGCAUCUCAGUGACAGCCUACAGCCCGCUGGGUUCCCCCGACAGACCCUGGGCUUCAUCUGAUGAACCCUCUCUGCUGGGGGAGCCUAAGAUCAAGGCCAUUGCUGAAAAGUACAACAAGACCCCAGCACAGGUUCUCAUCAGGUUCCACAUCCAGAGGAAUGUGAUUGUCAUUGCAAAGUCAGCAACACCCCACCGAAUCAAGGAAAAUUUCCAGUUGUUUGACUUUGAGUUGAGUGAAGAGGACAUGAAGACCUUGCAGAGCUUAAACAAGAACUGGAGAGGAUUCCCUGCACUAUGGGCCUCAAAACACAAAGACUUCCCCCUGAAUACAGAAUACUAACUCAGACAAAAAGCUGCAGUUUCUGCUUUGAAUCCACUCUUUUUAUUCAACAUGCUGUGUACUACAUUAUCCAAACAACUACCAAACUAAUGUGCUUAUCCUGUUUUAUUACCAUAUAGCAGCCGUAACUUGACUUUACAUGGGAUAAAUAGGUGUGAAAGUGAUCACUAUAAAAUACUGUGUAGCUACAUAAGCAGGCUGGUUAUUGUGGAAAAGUAGGCUUACAAAGAAGACUGGGGGAUGUUCUGCGCAAGGAGUUAGGCAAGAUUUUACAGAAAAUUUCAAAAACAAUUCUGCCAGGAUAAAUUUUGCAAGGUUUUAUUACCAAUACUAAGCAGGCAGUAAACGUUAAAUACGUUUGGGAAGCAGACCUUUUAUGUAAGGUACAUCCUUGUAAACAUGAGAGUAGAAGGCAAAGAGUGGACUGACAAGAGAUGAUAAUAGAACCCAGCCAGACUGGGUGAGAAAAUUAGAAAACUUGAAAGUAAGGUUUUACUGGGGGAUAUUUCGCAGUAAUCAUGAUAUUUUAGAUUUACAUUUAUGCUUGUAAUACUUACAUAGUUAUAUUGAUUUAUACAUCAUUUAUACAUCCCUGUACUUCUGCUGUAUUUCUUGCUGUUUUUAUUCCUUCUUUAAAACACCUUCAAUUGGUUUUCUGAAUGAAAUUUUUAAUAUAAUAAACUUACCUUGCCUGCAAUGUGAUUCCUACCCUGUA